UUUUCUUUGUCUUUUCUAUCUUAGAUUGUCAAUAGUGAUGUUUUGAGUGGGGUGAUCCACGGGGACAAGUACGACCAUGCUUAAGUAGGAGCGACCAGUAACACUAACACGAACGUGGUUCAACUUCAUACUAAUAAACGGUCGAAUACGAAACAACUAAACUAGAAACGAUGGUGGUAAUCCUCAAAACCCCGAACCACUUUCUUCUCUCUCUGACACGUAGCUGUAGCUCCUUCUCGCCCCCCGCCUGGUACUCCCCUCCACCUUCUGUUACCCCUCACCAUGGAGAUCCCAUACUCCACUCCCUCUCCCAAGCCAUCAACAACUCCCAAACAAAGCCUCUGGAUUCCUCGCUCAAGGCUCUUCUCCCUUCUCUCACUGCUCGUCUUUUUAUCGACCUCAUCAACUUCAAUCCCUACUCUCUCCCCCCACACUCUCUUCUCUCGUUCUUCAACUGGCUCUCUUCGCGGUCAACUUUCCGUCACACCAUCCACUCUUACUGCGCCAUGGCCCAGUUCCUUUGCGCCAAUCGUAUGGUUCCAGAGGCCCAAUCUCUCCUCCGGUUAGUUGUCUCUCACAAGGGGAAGGAUUCGGCCUCCUCCAUUUUCGCCGCCAUUGUAGAGAGUAGAGGUAUCUAUCAACAGAAUGCUGUGUUUGAUUCUUUGAUCAAGAUCUAUACCGAUUGUGGCUUUGUCUCCGAUGCAAUUCAGUGCUUUAGAUUGGUUAGGAAGCAUAAAUUUCGUAUCCCAUUUCUUGGCUGUGAGUAUUUGCUUCGUAAAGUAAUGAGGUCAAACUCAGCCGGGUCGGUUUGGCUGUUUUACUCUGAAAUUUUGGACUGUGGUUAUCCGCCUAAGGUAUACAAUUUCAACAUUUUAUUGCAUAAAUUUUGUAGAGAGGGUAAAAUUAUGGAAGCCCAGUUGCUGUUUGACGAAAUUACCAAACGGGGUGUGCACCCAACUGUUGUUAGCUUCAAUACUUUGAUCAGUGGAUACUGCAAAUCUGGGAAAUUAGAGGAGGGAUUUAAGCUGAAGAGAGUUAUGGAGGAGACUGGUGUAUCUCCAGAUGUUUUUACUUACAGUGUUUUGAUUGGUGGGUUGUGUAAAGAGUGCAAGUUGGAUGAUGCAUGUGAGUUAUUUGACGAAAUGUCUAAGAGUGGUUUGGUUCCAAAUUACGUUACUUUUACUACCUUGAUUAACGGGCACUGCAAAAGUGGAAGACUUGAUUUGGCCAUGCAAGUCUAUGAGAAGAUGCUAAGCAAAGGAGUCAAACCCGAUCUAAUUAUGUACAAUGUGCUCAUAAAUGGUUUUUGCAAAGAUGGAAAUGUGAGUGAAGCUAGAAAGCUUCUGCAUGAGAUGAAAAUGAGAGGCUUGAAGCCCGAUAAGAUCACUUACACUACAAUAAUCGAUGGAUGUUUCAAAGAGGGAGAUCUAGAAACUGCCAUAGAGAUUAGGAAGGGAAUGGUAAAGGAAGGGGUCGAGCUUGAUAACGUAGCUUUUACCGCCCUGAUUUCGGGAUUAUGCAGAGAGGGAAGAAUCAUAGAUGCAGAAAUCACACUUAGGGAGAUGUUGAAUGCUGGCUUGAAACCUGACGAUGCCACAUAUACCAUGGUCAUUGACGAGUUUUGUAAGUCGGGGAACGUAAAAAUGGGAUUCAAAUUGCUGAAGGAAAUGCAGAGAGAUGGCCAUGUACCAGGAGUUGUAACCUAUAAUGUUCUUAUGAAUGGUCUGUGCAAGAAAGGUCAGAUGAAAAAUGCUCAUAUGCUCUUAGAUGCUAUGCUUAAUUUGGAAGUGGUUCCGGAUGACAUAACAUACAAUAUUCUUUUACAAGGCCACUGCAAGCUUCGGAUUUCAGAGGAUGUUGAUAAACUACGAAGUGAGAUAGGGCUUAUUUCAGAUUAUGCUUCAUAUACUUCACUUGUUGGUAAAAUUCAAUAAAUCCUUGAAAGGUUACUAGAAUACAUAAUUGAACUAUAACUUGAGACUCAGUUACAAAAAUCGUAGCCUUCUUUUUCUUUUCUUUUUUGAUCAAGUGUGAAAGCGGAAGUUCUUUUUAUUGUGGAGAACUGUUAGUAAUAGUUUCAAUUUGGUAUGGACUUAAGGUAAUUCAGAACAAUAAAACAGAAUGAACACGCAUUGUGA
Messenger RNA from Humulus lupulus (European hop), 2138 nucleotides. RefSeq names its product putative pentatricopeptide repeat-containing protein At1g09680. The record is from RefSeq and is a predicted model, not a curated record. The transcript has a single exon. NCBI's taxonomy places the organism in Eukaryota, Viridiplantae, Streptophyta, Magnoliopsida, Rosales, Cannabaceae. The coding region runs from base 171 to 1934 and encodes 587 amino acids. Gene Ontology annotation, molecular function: protein binding.